Messenger RNA from Phytophthora nicotianae INRA-310, 411 nucleotides. RefSeq lists its product as hypothetical. Bases 1 to 411 code for a protein of 136 amino acids. The record is from RefSeq and is a predicted model, not a curated record. The transcript is spliced from 2 exons. Lineage: Eukaryota; Oomycota; Peronosporomycetes; Peronosporales; Peronosporaceae.
AUGACGCAGGAACUCUGUAACUCGCUGUAUCACUUUGGCUCGAGUGAGUACCGGCUGCUGCUGUUUCACCAGCACGAGCUUCGUCAAAAGUACCGAGACAAGAUCAGUAAGCUCGAGAACCAGCUCGACGAAGCCGUGCACUUAUACCCGCAGGUAUCAUCGCUCCAGGCCAACGUCGAAGAACUCGAGGAGCAUCUGAGUUAUAUAUCUCCGCAGCAUCUGCGACGGCCUGCACACGCUCAACAGCUGAUAAGAUCAGUCCAUGUACUUGUCCAUGAUGGAUUCAGCGAAGCGACGCAGGUUGGCAAAGACGUCAAAAUGUUGCAGGUGGACAGAAAACCUCGAAGACCGUGUGCGCCAACGACGCGUAGUACCCGUAUGCGUGUGGACGCCAAAGCGACGGCACCAUAA